This is a messenger RNA of Microthlaspi erraticum, 417 nucleotides long. The record is from the annotation of a GenBank genome assembly. NCBI's taxonomy places the organism in Eukaryota, Viridiplantae, Streptophyta, Magnoliopsida, Brassicales, Brassicaceae.
AUGACUCACAGUUUCCCAAGAGGAUUGCCUUCAUUCUACAUCAGAGUGUACAAGAUUGUGGACGAUCCUUCGUUGGAUCCGAUCAUCUCGUGGAGCAAAAGCAACAAUAGCUUCAUCGUUUGGAAUGUGGAAGAGUUUUGCCGAGUGAUUUCUCCGAAAUCAGUAGGUCUGGGAAGAAGUAUCUCACGGUUUUUCUGCGAUCUUCGUUAUCAUGGCUUUAAAAGAAUCAACGGGAGGCCUGGUCGAUUGGAAUUUGGACAUGAUGAUUUCGUCAGAGGACAACCUCAGCUUUUGAAGAAGAUGAUGGUCAAAACAUGGACGGAGAGGAUGGAGAAAAAUAAAGCAAAGAAAGCUAGAGCCAAAGCUAGGAAAGCUAGAGUCAAAGUAGAGCAUCUCUUGCAAAAUUUACAAAUUUGA